CUUCCUCGUAAAGACAAGAUGUGCCCAGCCCAAGGCCCUGACAGUAAUGGCGGACGUGGUGAGAGCCGUGUCACAAGGCUCCGCUCUGAGGUAUCAGAUCGACGACAUCACCAAAUGUAGCGUCCUCCCGGGUAGCUCGCCCAACAACCUGGUCCUCUACGACCUGUCCUGGGAGGUGAGAACAGCUCGUCUCAACAACACGGCUGGACAACGGUCAUUGCUGGUCUCCAACGAGAGACAGGUCAACGGUUCAAGGUCUGGAGAGCAAUGGCCAGUUACAAGACAAGUGAAUGUGGCAAUAAGAGAGAACGGCACCAUGGAUGUGAUGGUGGUCGGCCUGGAAUAUGGCAGCUAUAAGUGGAUAGAGACUUACAAGUACAGGUGUCUCUGGAACGGGACCGGUGGAGGUGCCUCGGUGUAUCAACAAGAUCUGGGAGGUGCUUUGAUUGGAGACUUUCUCAGUUUGCGGCAGGCAGUAGCGACAGGUUACUCACUGGCUUACGCCAUCAAUGGACAGACUCUAGUUCCCCCAUUCGGCAACGAGAUAUGGGUCGGCAGAAUAUCAGACAUCCGGUGGAACAAGAACCACAGCGAGAUCGUGUUCAGCAGACGAUGGACAUUCGUCGAUGUCGUCAACGUCACUUCCGUCUCCACGGCACCAAACAACAGCGUCAUCAUUCAGCGCUACUCCUACUCCAGGAGCUUCUACAUCUUGAUCUCCUCAACCACCCACAAAGGAUUCCUCAAUUCUACAGGGAGCGUGCAUUUCUUUAAAUUACCUUAUGGUGAAUAAAAGUACUUGCGCAAGAUUCAUAAUUAGCCUUAGAAAAGGGACAACGUUAUUAGCGCCCACCAAUGUCGGAAAUGAAAAUUGAACAAUAAAUAAAUGAAUAAAUGAAUAAAUAGAUUAUUCAUUUUUUUAAAUCCUGGA
Messenger RNA from Aplysia californica (California sea hare), 931 nucleotides. RefSeq lists its product as uncharacterized. The record is from RefSeq and is a predicted model, not a curated record. Lineage: Eukaryota; Metazoa; Mollusca; Gastropoda; Aplysiida; Aplysiidae.